Messenger RNA from Rhipicephalus sanguineus (brown dog tick), 4708 nucleotides. It is a transcript of the gene Sirt1, whose product is annotated as NAD-dependent protein deacetylase sirtuin-1. The coding region runs from base 35 to 2176 and encodes 713 amino acids. Gene Ontology annotation, molecular function: NAD+ binding. Lineage: Eukaryota; Metazoa; Arthropoda; Arachnida; Ixodida; Ixodidae. The record is from RefSeq and is a predicted model, not a curated record. The transcript is spliced from 12 exons.
AACCUGUGCAUGCGCAGUCACCACGCUCGCAAAGAUGGCGGACCGUCGAGAGGCAUUGUGUGCUUCACCUGCUUAUAAGCGUCCUAGGCUGGAAAACGACAGCAAUUUGCUCGGAUUGAGUAUACCAAACGACGUAGUAAUGCCCCCGAAAGAGUUUAAGCGGCAGAGGUUUGCGUCGGACGCGGCAAACGAGGUAACAUCGUCAAGCGAUGCAAAUUCAGAAAUGUGCAACGGGGAUUCCGGUUUUCACGAACUAACCUCCACAACCGGCGGCGAUCUCGCCAACGCUGAUGGAGUGUGCCCGGAUAAUGACAACCUUGUGACAGCGGGUGUGGCACGCGAAGUGGACAGUUCAGGCCAUCUCUUUCUUGGAGCUCUAGGUGCUAUUGAUAUGGCAUCCAAGGAUGACAACAUCUGCGAUGAUGAUGCAGACGAGGUGGCUUCUACCAUCAGUGAACUGUCUGGCCUCUCUGACCUCUCAGACCUAGCUGGAGCUGAAUGGAAGCCCACCAGUGAAGAAAACUCUCGUGGUAUGGAUGCAGGACCUAUGGGCUGGGUGCAACGUCAGAUGAGCGUGGGCGCAGACCCGCGAGCUCUUUUGGAACGCCUACUGCCGGAUGGAGCAGUGAUUCCCCCCAGUCUUGAUCGGCUGACCCUGUGGAAGGUCCUUAUCAGUAUGCUAAGUGAGGAGGAGCCUCCGCGACGCACCAAGCUGGCACAUGUGAAUACCCUGGAUGACGUAGUUCACCUGCUGCGCAACUGCCAGCGAGUUCUUGUGCUAACUGGAGCUGGAGUUUCCGUCUCCUGUGGGAUUCCUGACUUCCGUUCGCGAAAUGGAAUUUAUGCACGCUUGAGCAAAGAUUUCCCAGCACUGCCAGAUCCACAGGCUAUGUUUGACAUUCACUAUUUUCGUAAGGACCCAAGACCAUUCUUCAAGUUUGCCAAGGAGAUCUAUCCAGGUCAAUUCACACCAUCUGCUAGCCAUAGGUUCAUAAAGCGACUGGAGGACAACAACAAACUCCUGAGAAACUAUACACAGAACAUUGACACGCUUGAACAAACCUGUGGCAUUCGCAAUGUCAUCACAUGUCAUGGUUCUUUUGCAACGGCGUCGUGUACAAGAUGUCACCACAAAGUUGACUGCAACAUGAUCAAGGAGGAGAUAUUUAGCCAGAGAAUUCCAUUGUGUCCUAAGUGUAGCCUGGAAGAAGUAGAAGCAAGUGGGGAAAUGGCAGUCAUGAAGCCUGACAUUGUGUUCUUUGGAGAGGGUCUCUCCCAGGAGUUCCACCAGGCCAUGAGCCAUGACAAAACACAAUGUGACCUGCUUAUUGUCAUGGGCUCCUCACUCAAAGUGCGCCCCGUGGCCCUUAUACCCAGUUCCAUUCCCCCGGAAGUACCCCAGAUACUGAUCAACCGUGAAUCACUGAAGCAUGUCACUUUUGAUGUGGAGCUCUUGGGUGACUGUGAUGUCAUCAUCAAGGAAUUGUGCAACAGGCUUGGCUGGGAUGUGGCUCCUAGUGAUGGGCCUGUGGCGCCGUUGACAGAACUUACAUCAUUGCCUCCACAAGUAUCCAACAAGUCAUCAUCGGAAGUGAAAGCGCCUGCUGAGCAGAGUGGGACCACAGCAUCAGAUGAGAAUGGAAACACCCCGACUAGCAGCACAUCAGUGGCAGAAGAAGUCAUGCCAGAUUCCACCAGUGCCGAUAUGGUUCCCACAGUGGAGAGCCAGGUUGACAGCUUGGAUUGCUCGCCCGAGUGUCCUUGGAAGCCUAGAACAAGAGAGAGCAUCGCCUCCAGACUACCAGAGGGUCACUACCUCUUUACACCACCAUCCACCUACAUCUUCUCUGGUGCCGAAGUCUACGUGGACUCUGAAGAUUCUGACAGUCCAGGGGCCUCCUAUACUGGUGAGGAGGAGGAAGAAGCCGAGUCCGAUUCUGAGUCAUCACGCUCGUCCUUCAGCUCAGAUGAGGAUGGGAGCCCUGCACACACAUCUGGCCUGGAAAGUCCGUCACAGGGAAACACCAUGGACUGUGACCCAACUGAGCAAAGUUCCACCACAGCCAGCACUACACCACUUGUUAGCAACCUAAAUGAGUCCAUUGUCAUCAAGGCACGUGUUUCUGAAGAAGAAGGCUCCAGUGAUGUUGAACGCAACACUCUUCGCUGCUCUUGAGGUUCUGGUCUCCUCUGCCCAUCAAGAACCACGGCUCCUUCUGUUGCUUAUUUAUUGGUAGCGCAUCCCCCACAGCCUUCUGCAGUCAGCCUCUCCUGUGGCCUGUAGACUUUCUUACGAGCAGGUCUAUUGGUCCUGCACUCCAUUGGUUGUUGUAGAUGGUUUCUGGCUUUGUGUUCCCCCUCAUUGCCUUGGGCAAGAUCCUUUGGGGCAAGUGUUAACUUUGGAGGUGCUGUUGCACAUUCCCUCUGAGUGGCUGUGGGCUGGCUGCAUGUUCUAUCAUCCCUGACGGUUUCUUUGCUUUCAUGAGCCAUUCACAAUCUAGGGCAGCAUUCUCAUGCUAAUGUUAUCACGUACUGUUUUCCUUAUGAGCUGUGUUGCAUCUUUUCUGAGCUAUUGUACUAUGCUCAGUCAGUGCAUGUCACUUAGACAAUUCUGUUGAACCUGGCUGCAGUGCAUGUUGUCCAAGUGCAGCUCCAGAACAUUUGUGGUGUUUCUACUACUAUUCUCAAUGGAGAAGUUCUUCUGUGUCUUGUUGUGACUGUUGCGUACUGCUUGCCCUUGUGGGAUGGAAAUGUUGGCAUACAGCCCCCCAGCCAGUACACAUGAUAGAGACACUUUGCCAAGACUCUAUGAGGUCCCUUGCCACUGCGUGCGUGUACAUAUGCCGAACCCUCUCUGCUUUCUGGAACCCGUUUUUUAUACUCUUGUUUCUGUUACUUUGUUGCGAUGUUAACAUACUGCCCUCCUGAUCAUUUCCUUUCUAAAUUGUCACUAUGUUUUUAUUUGAUAGAGGUAAUCAUUUGAGACGUGGAACAGUGCAGAGGAUUCAGUUGGGAUGGUGUAAUUGUUAGUUUUAUAUACAAGAUGUAAAUACAGUUCUGUUGUCUUAAGCCAUGUGUGUUUUUGCUGCCUCUGCACGUUUUGCAACACAACCAUUGCAUAAGGAGAUUUACCUAUUUGCACAGUAUCACUAAAUCUCUGCACACCUUUGUGCUGUUUCUGUUCAUUAAAUAAUCACUUUUCGCCCUUUCUUAUAUAUUCUUAUCGUGUGAAUACUUGUGUGCAUGGUAAAUCAUAGAAUUCAACGUUGUGAGGUACAUUGUAUGCAAUCUGUAAGGUUGGAAGGCAGACUUGUUUACUGUCUCAUGCUUUUAUGAGAAAUCAGAGAAAAGGAAAAAAAAUGUAAUUUCCUCUUUAUACAUACUAUUAGCAGCUGUGAAUGGUGUGUUGCAAGCAGUUUGGCUUCUCUCAGAAGUGCGAUAGUGUAUGGGUGUCCCUAAGCUCGGGUCAACCUUGCUCAGGUUUGGGUGCAAGUUUCCUAGAAAGCAUAUGCUGUGUGCCUGCCCUCAUAACUUUUUAAUUUCUCCUUGUUCUUUUAGAAACUUGUGUUACUUUUGUCUUAGGCAGUAUCCCUCAUAGAGUUAUUCAGCUUAUAGAUUUCGUUUUCUUUUUUUAAGGCUGUUAUCACAACUGCUGCUGUGUAUGCGUGCAUGCCCUUGCCUCUGCAUUGCUGAGUUGUUUGCUGUUAUUGUGAUGUUUUGGUAGUGCAGCAGCAAUGACUCAAUACCCAGAGACUUGUAUUAUCCACUACAAGAUUGGUAGCCUGUCAUAGUGACACAUUGUGACAAUAUUGGCAUGUCCAAAUGUGUUGCUCCUUUGCUUCCAUGACAAGGUCAAAAGAAUCUGUCCAAAUUAAUGGCAAGGUGCAACUUUCUGUGCCAUCAAACACAAGUACUUUGAUGAAAAAAAUACACACAGCAGCUUUUGGAGUUUCGUUGCAUAUUGGAGUUUGAUUCACUCUGUAUCUUUCCAUUGCCACAUGUGACACUUUUUUAUGUCCACUCGGGCAUUGUCUUGCUUUCUCUUGUGUUAGAGCAUUCUACAAAGUAUAGGGCUGAGUGCAAUUGUACAUCUGUAUGUAUCCUGCCAUUUCCUUUUGUCAAAGAUGUUCCUUUGUAUCUAUUGUUUUAGUUAUCAUUGGUGAGCAAGGUUGCCACUGUUUGAAGUGUUUCCUUCAAGCUGCUGCUCUUUGCAGGGCUAGAAGCAAUGUUUCCCUCUACUUGCCCAUUUUGUCUUAGCAAGUGUGAUCCUUUCUGGAAUGGCAGAGUCUACCAAAGGUUCUGGAACUAUGAUGUUUGUGUAGGUAACUGAUCCUUGGAACAGGCAGAAUCCUUACUGUGUUGGUCUACUAAACUGUUUGUCCAUCUCAGUUAAUGGGUGUAAGGAACCAUUCUUUUUUUUUUUUAUUGCAAAUCAGUUGAUUCUUGUAAUAUAUGCUGAAAUAUUUGUAAAUAGCUUAAUAUUCUUGUGUUGUGGCGUAUUUUUUAAUGGUUUCUGUAUAUACCCCUGCGCCUUAUUUAUUGAAAGUGUCUAGGAAAGGGUCUACCCUUUUUAUUCAACAAAUGUGGAGCUAAAAUUAACACUGGAAAAGGAAAUGAAUGAGGUAGCAUUAGGCCUUGUGUACUGUCUAUUAUAUUGUUGUGUGCUUGGUGGUUUUAUGUAAAAAAAUACAAUGCCGUUAUCUUUCUA